This is a messenger RNA of Rhododendron vialii, 1173 nucleotides long. RefSeq names its product probable glutathione S-transferase. The transcript is spliced from 2 exons. The coding region runs from base 185 to 847 and encodes 220 amino acids. Gene Ontology annotation, molecular function: glutathione transferase activity. Gene Ontology annotation, biological process: glutathione metabolic process. Lineage: Eukaryota; Viridiplantae; Streptophyta; Magnoliopsida; Ericales; Ericaceae. Gene Ontology annotation, cellular component: cytoplasm. The record is from RefSeq and is a predicted model, not a curated record.
ACUCCUCGAUCAUAGUAUCUUAUUGAGCUUGGUCCCACGUUCCUCUCUUACUCCAAACGUUACUCUUUCCAAAGAGCCACUGAAUCUCUCUCUCAUCACUCCCACCACUCCUCUCUCUCUCUCUCUUUCUCUCUCUCUACACUUCUUCUCUCCCAAACUCUCUGCACUCUCUUAAACGACAACAAUGGCUACCCAAGUGGUCCUCCUCGAUUUCUGGCCGAGCUUUUACGGCAUGAGGCUCAGAAUCGCCUUGGCCGAAAAGGGUAUCGAGUAUGAGUACAGAGAAGAGGAUUUGAGGAACAAGAGCCCUCUCCUCCUCAAAAUGAACCCGGUUCACAAGAAGAUCCCGGUCCUCAUCCACGACGACAAGCCGGUCUGCGAGUCCCUUAUCGCUGUCCAGUACAUCGAUGAGGUCUGGAACGAGAAAUCUCCAUUGUUGCCCUCUGAUCCUUACCUGAAAUCUCAGGCUCUGUUCUGGGCUGAUUAUGUUGACAAGAAGAUCUACGAUGCUUCAAGGAAAGUAUGGACAUCGAAAACCGCCGAGGAUUUGGAAGCAGGCAAGAAGGAACUCAUAGACUACCUCAAGGUGUUGGAAGGAGAGCUCGGCAACAAGCCCUACUUCGGGGGUGAAACCUUUGGAUACGUGGACGUUUCCUUUGUCCCGUUUUACAGCUGGUUUUACGCCUGGGAGACCUGUGGUAAAUUCAGCAUAGAGGCAGAGUGCCCCGAGCUGGUUGCCUGGGCAAAGAGGUGCAUGGAGAAAGAGAGUGUGGCCAAGUCUCUUCCUGACCCGCACAAGGUCUAUGACUUUGUUUUGGUGCUAAGGAAGGCGUAUGGGAUCGAAUAAGAUGGUCGCGAGAUGAUCAAGGGCUGGAUUGUUUCUCGUUUCAUUGUUCAGAGGUCGUGCAAUUGUUUUCGCUUUCUGUAUUGUGCUAAAUAAAGACACUUCGAUGUGUCUUGGAACUAGUUGUCGCGUAGUUGUUUUUGCCUUCUGUAAUGUGCGAACUAAAGACACUUCGAUGUGUCUUGGAACUAGUUGUCGUGUAGUUGUGUUUGCCUUCUAUAAUGUACGAACUAUAGACCUUUCGAUGUGUCUUGGAACUAGCUGUCGUGUAGUUGUUUUUGCCUUCUAUAAUCUACGAACUAAAGACACUUUGAUGUGUCUUGGAACUA